Ceratina calcarata is the source of this 2259-nucleotide messenger RNA. RefSeq lists its product as uncharacterized. The record is from RefSeq and is a predicted model, not a curated record. Bases 1 to 2259 code for a protein of 752 amino acids. NCBI's taxonomy places the organism in Eukaryota, Metazoa, Arthropoda, Insecta, Hymenoptera, Apidae. The transcript has 4 exons.
AUGAAGGAAUAUGAGAUCCUCAAUCAUAUGGUGAAGGCACCACCGUCAAUAUCAUCUCAAGAUCAUGCGGCAUUUUAUUUACCGCAUCAUGGAGUCUUGAAACCUGACAGCACAACCACCAAGCUGAGGGUUGUAUUCAAUGGCUCAAACCUCAAUGAGGCAAGUUAUCAACUCACCACGGUUACUUAUGGUACCAAGGCAGCCCCAUUCUUGGCUGUUCGUACUCUGUUACAACUCGCGGAAGACGAAGGAAAUCGCUUUCCGUUGGCGGUGCCAUUCAUAACUCAAGCCAGAUAUGUAGACGACAUAUUUGGUGGUGCUGAUGGCCCUGACGAACUAAUCGAAGGCGCAAAUCAGUUAAAAGGCUUGUGCAUGAGACAGGUCGAGUAUCGUGAACUCUAUCUAAAGUUCAUGAAGGAAUACGAGAUUCUCAAUCAUAUGGUGAAGGCACCACCGUCAACAGCAUCUCAUGAUCAUGCGGCAUUUUAUUUACCGCAUCAUGGAGUCUUGAAACCUGACAGCACAACCACCAAGCUGAGGGUUGUAUUCAAUGGCUCGAGUACCACUACUUCUGGGUACUCACUUAACGAUAUCAUGCACACUGGGGCAAAUUUACUCCUAAAUAUCACUGAUGUACUCUUAUGGAUACGUCAAUACAAGUGCAUCUUUGCGACAGACAUCACAAAGAUGUAUCGGCAAAUUCGUGUGCAUCAGGAGGAUUGGGACCUACAACGUAUUCUGUGGGUUGAUUCAGACCUCAAUGAGGCAAGUUAUCAACUCACCACGGUUACAUAUGGUACCAAGGCAGCCCCAUUCUUGGCUGUUCGUACUCUGUUACAACUCGCGGAAGACGAAGGACAUCGCUUUCCGCUGGCGGUGCCAUUCAUAACUCAAGCCAGAUAUGUAGACGACGUAUUUGGUGGCGCUGAUGGCCCUGACGAACUAAUCGAAGGUGCACAUCAGUUAAAAGGCUUGUGCAUGGCGGGCGGUUUUCCGCCUGCUAAAUGGCAAUCAAAUUGUCUGGAGCUUAUGGGUACACUCGCUCCAGAGAAUCUAUAUAACCAGACACUCAUUUCCUUAGACGAUUGCAAUACCAAAAUUCUCGGAAUGAAUUGGAACUCUUUGAAGGAUAUAUUCACUUUUACAUCCAAGUCAGAAUCAGAUCCAACCUCAAUAGCUCCUACCAAACGCCCCGUAUUAUCUCAUAUUGCCAAAAUCUUUGAACCACUCGGCUUUCUCUCUCCUGUCAUAAUUCGAACAAAGAUGCUGUUACAUGAAUUAUGGCUACUUAAAAUCAACUGGGAUGAUCCGUUGCCAUCUCACGUUGAGACUCGGUGGAACUCGCUUAGAGAAGACCUCACAAGGCUGGCCAGCCUCUCUAUCCCUCGAUGGUUCAACACACAUCAGGACUCGUUCAUUGAACUACAUGGCUUCUCUGAUGCUUCAACUCUCGCCAUGGCGGCAGUAAUUUAUGUUACUGUAUUAUCUCCGUCCACAAAACUCCAAGUGACGUCACUGGUGUGCUCCAAAACGAGAGUAGCACCACUUAAGAAAAUCACAAUCCCGAGAAUGGAGCUUGCCGCAGCAGGACUGUUGGCAAAGCUCAUGCAUUAUGUCCAAGCUAGACUCAAACUCAACAUAAGGAACAUUUACUUGUGGACGGAUUCUCAAGUUACUCUCACGUGGAUCAAAUCACAUCCUUCACGGUGGAAGGACUACGUAAGGAAUCGGGUUACGAUUAUUCAAGAACUAACCGCCGGAGCACAUUGGAGAUAUGUGCCGGGUACAUCCAACCCAGCAGAUUGCGCAUCACGAGGCUUAACUACUCAUCAGCUUGGACAUCACGACCUGUGGUGGACGGGACCACCCUGGUUGACAGAACCCAGUGACUCGUGGCCGACACAACCAGUACUCAAAGAUGAUACAAACACUCCAGAAGCUCGUCCAGGAGUAGCGUAUCUCUUCAAAGCCCAAACUCUAGAUUACCACUGGGAUCUGAUUCAUCGUUAUUCAACGUUGAAAAGACUCAUUACUAUUACGGGAAUCUGUUACAGGUUCAUCUCGAGGUUGAAAGGAUCUAAGGGACAAUCAUUGGGCGCACAAAUUUACUCGGUAACUGACUUGGAACUCGCGCGGGUAUUUUGGAUCAAAGCAACGCAAUCCAUAUACUUCGCGCAAGAACUGAAGACGGUUUACCUCACGGAGAGGAAUCCCACAAAGGCUUUACUCAGACUGUGGGACGAACUUCGUUGGAGCUGA